This is a messenger RNA of Maylandia zebra (zebra mbuna), 1203 nucleotides long. Its product is annotated as collagen alpha-3(VI) chain. Lineage: Eukaryota; Metazoa; Chordata; Actinopteri; Cichliformes; Cichlidae. The record is from RefSeq and is a predicted model, not a curated record.
UCAUGUCUCUUAGUGGUCAGACAGCCAGCAGGAAGGGAUGUGGUGUUUUUGCUGGAUGGAUCUGAUGCUACUAGAAGUGGAUUCCCAGCUAUGAGAGACUUUGUCCAAAAACAAGUAGACACACUCAGUGUGGAUGAUGGCAAAGACCGUGUGUCGGUUGUUCAGUACAGCAGCGAUCCAGCCGUCCAGUUCUAUCUGAACACGUACACCACAAAAAGAGAGGUCCUUGACAGUGUCAGAGGUUUGAGGCACAAAGGCGGACGACCCCUCAACACUGGAGCAGCUCUCCGGUACUUGAGGGAUAACGUCUUCACGGCCUCUGCCGGAAGCAGGCGGCCAUCAGGAGUUCCGCAGGUCCUAAUAUUGAUCACUGGUGGAAGAUCAUUUGACAGUAUUGAUGAACCAGCCUCUGCUCUCAAACAGCUGGGUGUCUUGACCAUUGCAAUUGGAACCCGAGGCUCUGACCCCAGAGAACUUCAGACCAUAACUGGCGAGCCCAGUUAUGCUCUAUCUGUGUCUGAACUUACUGACCUACCCAAAGUGCAACAGCAACUUGAGUCCUCUGUGGAAGCUGCAGUUUUUGAAGUCACCCCAGAAUUACCAACCGUAAUUGCUUCACGUGACAGAAAAGAUAUUGUAUUCCUUCUGGAUGGUUCUGAUGGCACAAGGAAUGGCUUUCCUGCCAUGCGUGAUUUUGUAGAGAGAGUGGUGGAGAAAAUCAAUGUGGGAGAAAACAAAGACCAUGUCUCUGUGGUCCAGUACAGCAGAGAACCAGAGGUCCAUUUCUAUCUGAACACAUAUACCACAAGGGAGGAUGUGGUGGACUCGGUCAGAGGGCUUAGACACAGAGGAGGAAGACCCCUAAACACUGGGGCAGCUCUCCAAUACGUCAGAGACAACGUCUUUACAAACUCCUCUGGAAGUAGACGCCUGCAGGGUGUCCCACAGAUAUUGAUCUUACUAACUGGGGGAAGGUCUUUUGACAAUGUAGAUAGCCCAGCCUCAGCUCUCAAACAGCAGGGCAUUUAUGUGAUUGGCAUUGGAACUAGGACCUCAGAUGCUAGAGAGCUGCAGAAAAUAUCAUAUGAGCCCAGUUAUGCUCUGUCAGUGUCCGAGUUCACUGACCUUCCCAGUGGUCAAGAACAGCUCUUCUUCUGUAAUGAGCAAAGUGAUAGUGAGGCCACGCCCAUGACACCAACAUGA